Messenger RNA from Emiliania huxleyi CCMP1516, 1056 nucleotides. RefSeq lists its product as hypothetical. The transcript has 4 exons. NCBI's taxonomy places the organism in Eukaryota, Haptophyta, Isochrysidales, Noelaerhabdaceae. The record is from RefSeq and is a predicted model, not a curated record. The coding region runs from base 1 to 1056 and encodes 351 amino acids.
AUGCUCUUCUGCGUGAUGCCGGCCGCAGUCUCGCUCGUCUGCAAGACGCCCUCUCGUCCACUUCCGCGCCCGCUCGCCGCGGACGGCGACGGGGAGGCAUCGUUCACGUAUGACUCGGUGCAGCGGCGGCUGCCGCUCAUCGUCGAGUCCGUCAUCGACAAGAACAGCUACAGCGAGGCGCUCCAGGCGGACCUGCGCUCGCUCGCCGGCGAGAUCGCCGCGGGCGAACCGCUCAAGCCGCUGGCCGCGCCUUCAGCAGAGUGGGAGGACGCGCUGGCGCCUCUCCUCGCCGCUGGCGACACUUGGCUGUCGGCACAAAUCGUGCGCGAAUGCCGGGAUCAGUUAUCCGACACAGCGUCAUCCAUGAGCCGCGCAGUCCUUGGCUCGUUUGGGGCUUGGUUGGGUCUUAUCGUCGUGGACUCUCGCUACAGCUCCUCCGUUUUCCGUCUCCUGACAUGGAUCAUGGCGCUCACCGUCGACCGGGCGCGGGCGCUGCUGCGCGGCGGCGCGGACUCUUCGGCCGGCGAGCCGUCGGCCCUCGAGCGGGCGCGCGUCCUCUGCUCGUGGGGCGAGUCGGAUCCGACCGCUGCGGCCGUCGGCUCCACCGUCGCGAUCCACUCUCUCGUCUCGCGGCCGUCGAUGAAUGGCAAGGUCGGCGUCGUCGUUUUCGCGAGCGCUUCGACGGGACGCUUCGGCGUGCGCGUGGCGGGCGAGGCCAAGGCCCUCGCUAUGAGGCGCGCUAUGGCCUCUCCCCCACUCGCCGGAUCCUCUCUUUGGACACACCCCACGCCUCCGCCCAUCCUCAGGCCGGCCAACCUGGAGCCAGAGGCCGCGGCGGUGGAGGCGGGCAGGCUCAUCCUCAAGGCGGCGGAGUGGUCUCCGCAGUCGCACGAGCUCUUCCCGGAGGCGGCUCGCAAGCGGGCGGUCGAGGUGAUGCGGCUGGGCUACCUGAUCGCUUGGGACGAGGAGCGCUUCGAUAGCCGCGAGGGAGCGGCUCCGGAGCUGGCGGACCUCUGGCGCAGCUUUGUGCUGCCAAGGGUGGUGGGAAUUAUCUGA